Messenger RNA from Chironomus riparius, 1572 nucleotides. Lineage: Eukaryota; Metazoa; Arthropoda; Insecta; Diptera; Chironomidae. The record is from the annotation of a GenBank genome assembly.
CUGCAUCUUUUAUCAUCAAAUAAAUCGAUAUAGAAUCUGUGUCGAUUUAUCAGCCUAAUUUUUUUCGUAUCACAGACCCAGUUAUAGAGGCGGCAUAAAGAUUGGGGGUGGUGAUACAUAACAUAGUGUGAGAUGCGACGUCGUAAGCGCACGGAAUUCUUCAAAUUAUGUGGUUUAUGUUUGACGACAAUAAUCAUCAAUUUUUUAUCAUUAAUAUGUACACUAAAUCAGGCUUCGGCCCUAGAAUUAGAGGAGCGUAUGGAAAUAGUAAGAAAAGUAUUACGAGAAGUGCCUUUAAUAGACGGUCACAACGACUUGCCAUGGAACAUAAGAAAAUUUUCAAAAAAUCAACUUCGAGAGUUUCGAUUUGGCGAGGAUCUACGCUUAAUAUCUCCGUGGUCGACGAGUCCAUGGUCACACACAGACUUGCGGCGACUGAAAGAAGGCAUGGUAUCAGCUCAAUUUUGGUCUGCCUAUGCACCAUGUUCGUCCCAACAUCUCGAUGCUGUACAGCUAACAUUAGAACAAAUAGAUUUAAUUCGACGAUUAGUUCUUCUAUAUCCACAACAUAUGUCCCUCGUAACGACAGCUGAUGCUAUUGAAGAGAGUCAUAGGAAAGGACGAUUAGCUAGUCUAAUAGGUAUAGAAGGUGGACAUAGUAUAGGGACAUCAUUAGCCGUUUUAAGAAUGUUUUAUGCGCUCGGUGCACGAUAUCUGACGCUAACGCACACAUGUAAUACUCCAUGGGCUGAUUGCUGUAAAGUCGAUGAGCCAGGACAAGUGCCGCAUAUUGGAGGACUUUCACAUUUCGGAACGCUCGUCGUUGCCGAAAUGAAUCGACUUGGGAUGAUUGUCGAUUUGUCUCAUGUAUCCGUUCCAACGAUGCUCGAUGCUCUUGCAACAUCGAAAGCUCCAAUUAUCUUUUCACAUUCUUCAGCGCACGCUAUUUGCAAUUCAUCGAGAAAUGUGCCAGAUCAUGUGCUGAAGCGAAUUGCUGUAAAUCAAGGACUUGUUAUGGUUGCAUUCUAUCCACACUUCAUUAGUUGCGGUGAGAAAGCCACACUUAAAGAUGUUGUCGCUCACAUAAAUCACAUAAGGGAUGUUGCUGGGAUAGAUCACGUAGGAAUUGGAGCAGGCUACGAUGGAGUAAAUUUAGUACCAAAGGGACUUGAGGACGUGUCUCGAUAUCCAUAUCUAUUUGCUGAAUUACUAGCCGACGCAGAUCGAUGGACGGAGGAAGAUAUAGCAAAAUUAGCAGGAAGGAAUCUUAUACGAGUGUUUCGACAAGUCGAGCAAGUGAGGGAUCAACUAGCAGCUCAGGGAAUGUUGCCAAUCGAUCAAGACAUUUCACCUGAAGACAUCUUAGGACGAUCAUAUUGUCGAUUCAAUGGUCCACGAACGUGAUGCACAAAAAUUAAAAUAAUUCUAAUAUAAAUCAAAUUUUUGGAACUUCCAUGCUAAGUGUGGAAGUUAGAAGCUUUUGACAAAAACAAAACACACAAAGAAAAUGUUCAUCAUUUGUCUCAAUUUUACUGAGACUUUUUUUUUCAAGCCGAAAAGAGACAAAUAACG